UAAUACGUAGUAGAAGAGAGGAAAGACGUCGUCGUCGUUUGACGAUCGACUUCGACGUGAUAAGCUCGCGUAGUUAUUUGAAAGUGCGUUGCAUUCGUGUUUUUGUGGUUUCAGUCUCUUUUGUGUAUGAGUUUUUGAAGUUCUUGUGUGUUUAAAGUUCAUUAUUUCAUACUCAUUAUUCAAUAUCCGCAUAUUAAAUUAAAAAAUGAAUAAAACUGAUAGUAAUUUCUUACAAUCGAAAAAGAAUUUGAAAUGGUUUGAAUCGCGAAUCGAAAAUUUUAACAAAGCUGUGCCUCUUCAAAUCAAACUGUUGGCGACACACAAAAAUGAUAUCCUCAACCAAUACAGAUUAGGAAACUAUGUAGCAAUGAAACAGGAAAGAAGUUCAGCUGAACGAACUAUACGUCACUUGAAACAAUUACUCGUCGACACUGAUCAGUUACGAGAACAAGUUAAAGAUUCAGACCUCAACAGAUUUGAUAAACUCAUUUUCCAUUCUCGAGAAACGAUCAAUAAAGCCUUAAAAGAUUUCAAUGAUUUAUAUAGAAGUCUGGAGGUCCCGAACGAUCAACCUGAAAAACGCCGUUUUCCAAACUAUUUCGAGGAAGAUGAUGCUCAAGAUCAAGUUCAAAAGCAAAUAAUACUUCAUGAGAACGAAGAUGUUUGGAAUUUGAGACAACAAAGAGAGAUUGCUGAUAAUAUGGAAACAAUUCAGAAAGAUGUUCACACCGUAAAUCAAAUAUUUCGCGAUCUAGCCGUAUUAGUCAACGAUCAAAAACCACAGGUGGAGGCGCUAGAAGAAAACAUUGCCAGCACUCAUGAAUCCGUCGUUGCAGCUGAAAGAGAAAUAGCUCAGGCAGCUAACAAAGUACAUAACGCAGCUUAUCCUUUGGUUGGAGCAAUAUUAGGCUCUUGUGUAGGAGGACCUGUUGGAUUAGUUGCUGGAUUGAAAAUCGGUACAGCUGUAGCUUUGACAUGUAGUGUGAUAGGAUUUUCCGGUGGUAAAGUUCUGAAUGUGAAACAAAGAAGAACGCAAAAGCAGAUUAUGGAGAGUGUUGAAAAACAGAAAGCUAUCAAGUCAUAAUGAAACAGUGUUUCGUUGGUUGGGCACAGAACUGGAGUUCUUUAAAAGUCUUCACUCGAGGAGAUUCGUGGUACCAAUUUGUUUACUUGAAGAUGUAAAAGUACGCAUGUUUUAUGAACGUGAUAUACUCAAGUUAUAAAUUCUCAUACUAAAAUCAACGUAAAAAAUUUUCUUGAAAGUGUUUGUGUACGUCUACUUAUGUUUCUACUUUUUAUUUGAUAAUUGAAAACGUGAUUACGAGUUAUAUUUUCAGUUAUUAUUUCUAUGUAGAUAUUGUAUUACAAAUCAAGUUUCUACCUUCUCAUUACCAGUGUAGUUUGUUAUUUUUCUAUAUAAUUACACAAUUUUCAAUAA
This is a messenger RNA of Planococcus citri (citrus mealybug), 1438 nucleotides long. It is a transcript of the gene Syx17, whose product is annotated as syntaxin 17. The transcript has 5 exons. Gene Ontology annotation, molecular function: SNAP receptor activity; SNARE binding. Lineage: Eukaryota; Metazoa; Arthropoda; Insecta; Hemiptera; Pseudococcidae. The coding region runs from base 206 to 1084 and encodes 292 amino acids. The record is from RefSeq and is a predicted model, not a curated record. Gene Ontology annotation, cellular component: autophagosome membrane; endomembrane system; SNARE complex. Gene Ontology annotation, biological process: vesicle-mediated transport; intracellular protein transport; vesicle fusion.